This is a messenger RNA of Neohortaea acidophila, 2868 nucleotides long. Its product is annotated as armadillo-type protein. The coding region runs from base 1 to 2868 and encodes 955 amino acids. The record is from RefSeq and is a predicted model, not a curated record. Gene Ontology annotation, molecular function: mRNA 3'-UTR binding. Lineage: Eukaryota; Fungi; Ascomycota; Dothideomycetes; Mycosphaerellales; Teratosphaeriaceae. Gene Ontology annotation, biological process: nuclear-transcribed mRNA catabolic process, deadenylation-dependent decay. The transcript has 3 exons. Gene Ontology annotation, cellular component: cytoplasm.
AUGGCUCACGCUGUCGCUGGUUCCAAAGGCGGGCCUCUUACAAACAGCUCACGCUCGUUCUCCAACGUCGGUUCUUCCACCACCUCCGACAACAACCCGGGCGCUUCUCUCAACACUCAUGUCGCCGCUAAUCCUACUCCCUGGGGCGCCAAAGGCAUCUGGGGCAGCGGUACUUUGGGCAGCGGACUGACUUCAAGAGUAGCGCUUCGUAACCCGGCGUCACGCGACGCUCCGCUGCCUGCGACCAACAACCACGGCGAUGGACUCGCCAACAAAACCGGCUCGGGCGCGUUGGUCGACUCCUCCACCACCGAUGACUCCGCCUACCGAUCAAAGUGGAGUGUAAUGCCGCCUUUGUCCUCUACCCGCACCGUCUCCCAUGCCGCCUACCCCGACUCGCAUUACUCUCCACAGCGUAGUGUGAGCAACGCUGGCCUCCCCUUUUCCUUCUCUGCCACCCAACAAAGCUUCUCUACCCUCUCAUCUCGCCAACCUGCCAUCAAUCUGAGCUCGAAUGGAGCCGCACAAGCAAGGACGAACUAUGGCUCGACAUUCUCUAACCCGCCGGUCAACAAAAUCGGCGAGCACCCUCCCACCGUCUACACCAAGUUCGACCGUCCCGUGGACCCUAAUCUCCCCAAGCUGCCAGACUCUGGCAGAGGUAGUAUGUGGGACUCAUCUCCCACUGAUGAACGGAGCGGUCAACUUGCGUGGCGCACUGGGGCUUCCGGGAGUGCAGCCGCUUCUCGCACCGCGAGUCAAGCCCGUUCACACCAAUCCGAGGACCGUCCGGUGUUUACGAAGCCUGAUUACUCGCGUCCGAGUCAGCGUCCUAGCUACAGCAACUCUCGAACAACAUCGCUCUCGUCGCAAGGCAACAGCUCGUACGCUUCGCCCAUGCUGCCGAGUGCCGAUCAGAUCGCUCUCCAACUUGGCCAGCUUUCUAUGAACUCCGGGAACCGUCCACCAUCGUCUUUUAACAGAACUUACGCAACGCCGCCCUCGAACAACUCGAUGCAUCCCACCCGAGGUGGUCGCGACGCUUCUCACGAUCUCACCCACCCUGCCGGAGCUGGGGCUGACUUUCACGAUGCUAGGGAUGCCGGCACUGGAUAUAUCGGCGCCGAUCCCUCUUCACCUCGCCGACUGCCUCAGAACAGUGCAGAGUGGACUAAUCCGGGCUUCAAUAACAGAUUUCUCCAGCUUUCUGCUGGUCAGCCGGGCAAGCAAACGCAGCAGCAUCAUCCAAACGGAAACGACAGUUAUUCGAGCUGGGACCUCUCAUCGGCGCCUCGCACCGCCGGCCAGUGGGCUAUGCUCGCGAGUUCAUGUAUGGCUGGUAAUGGAUCUUCUCCAACCUCGCUUUCUGACGGCUCUUACAUCGACCCGCGUUUCCAGCAAUUGUUCGAGUCCCACCUGCGCAACGCAUACCACCCAAUGUUCAACCAGUAUGCAUUCGCGCCCCAGCUCCCACUUGGCUUCCCCGGCUCGUUCGUGCCCUUCACGCCUAUGAACAUGGGUGGUGGUAUCGACGCGAAUGGCAAUUCGCAAGGCGCCAGCACCAGCACGAAUCUUUGCAGCAACCUCAUGUACGAAUUCAAGCUCAACACCAAAGCUAGGUACGAGCUCAAAGACAUUUAUGACCACAUUGCGGAGUUCAGCGGGGAUCAACACGGGUCGAGAUUCAUCCAGAACAAGCUGGAGACGGCGAACUCGGACGAGAAAGAACGGGUGUUUCAAGAGAUUGAGCCAAACACCAUCCCUCUAAUGACCGAUGUCUUUGGUAACUACGUCAUCCAGAAGUUCUUUGAGCACGGCGAUCAGACGCACAAAAGGGCCCUUGCGAAUAAAAUGAAGGGACAAGUUUUGAACCUGAGCAUGCAGAUGUAUGGGUGUCGGGUGGUGCAAAAGGCCCUGGACCAUGUUCUGGUCGACCAGCAAGCACAACUCGUGCGUGAGCUUGAUGGACACGUGAUGAGAUGCGUGAAAGAUCAGAACGGGAAUCACGUCAUUCAAAAGGCCAUUGAAAGAUGUCCAGCCAACACGAUCGACUUCAUCAUCAAGGCCUUUGUGGGACAGGUGCAGCAUCUCAGCAUCCACCCAUACGGCUGCCGCGUCAUCCAGCGCUGUCUGGAGCGCUGCGAGCCACAGCCCAAAGCCAUGAUCAUGGCCGAGCUGAUGGGCGGCAUUCAAGGCAUGAUCUCGGAUCAAUACGGCAAUUACGUCGUUCAGCAUGUGGUGGAGCAUGACGAUGGCGAAGCGAAGCGCCACGUCCUCAACAUCGUCGCCGGGAAUCUGGAGUCGUACAGCAGACACAAAUUCGCGAGCAAUGUGGUUGAGAAGUGCCUGGAAAAGUCCGACGACGAGUGGAGGCGACGCGUAAUCUACACGCUUGCGAACGACGAUAUCAUGAGAUGCGAAGGCGAGGGUUUGAUCGUCGGCUUGAUCAAGGAUAAUUUCGGAAACUACGUGAUCCAAAAACUCCUCGAAACGCUCUGCAUGGAAGACUACGCCCACUUCCUCGACCUCCUGAACCCCGCCGUGCAACAAGCCAGGCGCACAGGCUGCGGCAAGCAAAUGCUCGCCAUCGAGAAGAAAUCCCACCGCUUCUCCGACCUCCGUCUAGGCGGCGGCGGCGGGCCUCCCCCUCAUUUCGCCGCUUACCAGCCGCCACCGCCCCUCCCGCCUUCCCAGUUCGCGAGCAACUACGGCUCCACCAAUACCACGCCGCCGCCUCUUACGUCGGCCACGCAGAGCCCGCAGAGCUCCGCUUUGCAGAGUGUGAAUGGGGAUGCGGUCGAGGGCGCUGCGCCGGGGAGUAGGAAGGGGAGUGAGAUUUCGACUGAUGGAGGCAGGUUUGGGCGAUGA